GCUUACUCUCUUGGGUCUAACGGAAAACCAACUCAGAUGAAGUCAGGAGUGUUCAGGUAUGUUUUCCAUGACGGGCAGCCAGGCCAGCUUUACUUCAUUGAGUGCCAUCCCUCGUCCAUUGCUGGGUCCAGCACGGCCCCUGAUCAGCCCCGCCCGACUACGUGUGACGUCUUCCACACCCACAGACAUCUUUAAUCAAAAGUCAUCAAGUGGACCGACCCUUCACACGAACCCUGCCUUUGAUUCAAGAAGCCGACAGUCUCUGCAGUUUCCCAGGCUCCAGACUCAAGUCCGGAACAAUCCCUUCCUUGAGCAGAGCCUCACAACAGAGAGACUGUCUCUCUUCAACUCUCAGAUCUCAGGUAAUACAGUAUCACAACAUCCGUGGCAGACGAAAAGAGACAGUGAGGCAAGUUCUACAAGACAGUUUGACGUCAGUGUGUCCGAGCAGAGCACGAUACAAGCCUCACCACUCAGGAACAGCACUCUGUGGCAGCACGCCAAGUUCGGCCAGACUCAUCUGUCACCAGAUAAACUGUCUCAGUGCAAGUUCACGUCUCAAAAACCUCAGGGUUCUCCCAAGCAGAGCCUUCAGACAGAUGUUUGUAGAGGCCUGACCCGUCCAAGUACACCCAUCAGGAAGUCGCUAUGGCAACAGAACAUCAUGCAGGAGUUGGACAAUCAGGUGACUGUGCCUGUGAUAGAGAACAAUGUGUUUCAGAGGACUGAUACUGGGCCAGUUGUGUCCAGUGCUGUGAAGAGUGCGGAAUCCUGUGUGUUGACUUCCAGCACGAUGAUGUCAUCGCUGGACGAUGACUUUCUGAGACGGAGACAUGUGCAAUCAGUUGAGGAGGAAACUAGUCAGGUGAAAGAGGAUUCCACCAAGUCAUCUGAUUGUCUGGUUGACAGCACAGUCGUCAUUAAACCCAGCAAGCCAAGCAAUCUGAAGACGCUGGGACUUGGGGCUGUCCUGGUCGCUAGUGUUCUGGGGAAUGCUGUUUUGGUGGUGUACUUGUUCAGCAAGAGCUGAAGGAAACAACAGCAUACACUGACAUUUGAUGGCGGCUGUUGUAGGACAGCACUCAGUCUCUGAUGCUCAGGGUGGUUGGGCUGGAAUGACACUAGUCACUGUUCCCGACCAUAAUCGACCAGACUGUUUGUGCCAUUCCUGGAUAUGCAUAUACUGAAUGAGGGAUACUUUUCUCCGUCAUGGCUUGUCAUGAUUUUCAGAGAAAGAGCAAAGAUAUCAUGUGGACACGAUUAUUAACAUCUUUGUGAUAAUGAUAACAUAAGCCAAAUGACAGACAUAUCUUUUGAUCUCAUCUCUGUAAUGUUGAUCAUGAUCAUGUUACUAUGCCUUCCUUUAUUGCAGGGUUGAUAAAUUAUUAUUCAGAUGACCAUCCGGUACACCAUGUGUUGCUAAUUCCUACUUCUCCUUGGUCAUUACCAUGGUUACAAGACCGCACAUGGUUUUCAUUAUAAUUAACUGUUUGGCUUGUGUUCUUUAAAUACAUUUUUUCAGUCAAAUUAAGCAUAAAGGCUUGAUGUGGGAAUACAUUCAGUCAACACACACUGCAUGUGGCACACAGGCCUGUGGAAAACAAUUUUAAAAACGUGUGCCAUUUGUUGACUUUAUCAAGUUAAUGCGAUAUUAUCACAAAAUAUUAUUUAUAGUCCCCCGUAAUUAUAAUUUUUAAUAAAUAGAAAUAGUUUUUUGAAAUGUCACUGUUAUAACCAUAAAACAACUGAAGAAUGACGUGUCACUUGGCAUAUGAUUGGAUCAACCCAAAAUUCAGGUCAUAUUAACAUGUUUGUGUCCUACACUGCUUUCAGUAAUAAGACUUGGGUGCUGAGGUAUUGUACAA
Molecule: messenger RNA, 1865 nt
Organism: Haliotis rubra (blacklip abalone)
Lineage: Eukaryota; Metazoa; Mollusca; Gastropoda; Lepetellida; Haliotidae
Exons: 4
Coding region: 59-1030 (323 amino acids)
Source: RefSeq, a predicted model, not a curated record